Messenger RNA from Stylophora pistillata, 1002 nucleotides. Its product is annotated as potassium channel subfamily K member 15-like. Gene Ontology annotation, biological process: potassium ion transmembrane transport; stabilization of membrane potential. Gene Ontology annotation, cellular component: plasma membrane. NCBI's taxonomy places the organism in Eukaryota, Metazoa, Cnidaria, Anthozoa, Scleractinia, Pocilloporidae. Gene Ontology annotation, molecular function: outward rectifier potassium channel activity; potassium ion leak channel activity. The record is from RefSeq and is a predicted model, not a curated record.
AUGGGAUUUGACUUCUCAGUACUUGCAUGUCCUGAGAUUAACACAGAAUCCCAGUUUACAUCGUUCGACGUUAAAACCUUGAACAUGAAGCCACUUUUGAGGAGAGCACUUCUUCGAUUCCUUGGCUUCUUCUUGCUAAUCUUUCUAAGUCCUUUGCUAUUCGUUCGCCUGGAGUACACAGAGAAGGACGAUAAGCAGGAAAAAUAUCAGUUGUUAUCCUCUUUGUACACGUCCAUGGGGUCUAAAUACAACAUGUCUCUUGAGGAAUUUAACAUGUUUUGCAGUGUUGCGUAUGAAGCUAUGAGCGUUCCUAAACCACAGUGGACCUAUCUUAAUGCAAUUGAUUUCGUCGUACAGACUGUAACCACUAUAGGUUAUGGAUACAUUACUCCUCAAACGCCAGAAGGUCAGAUAUUGUGUAUCUUCGUGUCCCUACUUGGAAUUCCUAUAACCUUGCUCACUUUGAAUUCCGCCGGCGAGUUAAUCGCCAAGUUGAUUGACAAAAUUCUCACCAAGUUUGAAAGAAAAUUCCUCGGAAGACCAGAGCCGAAACAUGUUAAAACUAAGACCGCCGCUAUUUUGGGUUUAGUUAUGAUAUUGAUCAUGAUAGCGUGUGGCACAGCGUCAGUAUGCUCGGUUUCGGGUUGGACUUUCGUCGAAGGAGUGUAUUUUUGGUUCAUCACAUUCUCCACGAUCGGCUUUGGCGACUACUUAAUCGACCGACCCAGCUGCAGGAUCAAGAAGCUACAGUUGACUAACUCUACAUACCAGGGAAAAGAGAAUGCUGAAAUCUUUCAUAGUUCCCAUAUACCCAAAGGCAUUUUAUUCAUGUGUGUAUACACGUCAAGUCUAAGCAUUGUCUGCAGUGUAAUAAAUUCUAUCAUGGCUACUGUCGAGGAAAGCAAAUGUCGCCCUCGAUGUCUCGGAUGUUUUAUGAACAAAACGCGAGACUCUCACGAAAACACUGGGCAACAUUGCCAGGAUCACGUAGCGAUGUCUUGA